UCGGUUUGCUGAACUUAAAAAAAGGUUUAGCAGUAGAAGGUUCUUCCCUCCGAUACACGGGAAGAUCCUUUAAUGGCUCCGUAGAAAUUUUUAUUGCGUUUUUGUAAUCGUGAACCUGUCUGGAGACUUUUUCGUAACCACGGAACUUUUUUUGAGGGUUCAGUAGAGCACUAAUUUUUUUUAGAGUGAAGAUUAACAUAAUGUACAGAUAGAGAGAGAGAGAAAGACGUAAACAUUGCACGGGGAUCAAUGGAUCUAUAAAACAUAAAAAUCUCAUUUGUAAAAAAAUGCACGACAUGCAAUGAAACGGAUGCAACAAAAACCUACUAAAUAUUUUACCCUGCUGAUUAAAAUAGUUUCAGAUACUAAUACAUUUUUUAAUGAAAAGCGAACUCCAUCAUAAACUCAUAAGAUUCGGUAGUUUAUUCUGUAUAAUACAACGCUACAAUACUAUUUUGAUUUUAGCUAGUUUGCAACAGAUAUAUUUUGAGAAAAUGAACCGAAUAUUUGCUGAAUGAACUACGAUAAAAAUCACUCACUAUCAUGUAGAACUUUUCCAGUCAGAGUUUCCGUGAACUUCUGCUUGGUUCAUGAGAUUGAAAAAUUCAUCAAUAUAUAAAUAGGAUUCAAUUUUUUUCGUAUGAGUAGCUCAGUAAUGCUCUUUGUUAAAAGACUUAGUACUUUCGGUAUUUAAGUUCUGUAUUUCAUACUUGGGUACUUCCGAAACAUUGUGCGUUACGUUUUGAAAUAACCCAUAUUUUUUGUUCCCUAUACCAUUAGAUUAUUAGGUUCCACGUAGUGUCAAGAUCGAGAUUAUUGAUGAUAAUGUACUUUUCUACUAAUUGAAAUACAUAUGUAACGCUAUCAAUUAAUAAUAUUAUCAUGGCGACGAAUUGUCCUAGUGCCGACUAUCCAUUCAUUCUUAGGUGAACAACGCAAUUCUGGAAAGCCACGAACUAUUAAACCAGGCGACUUGAAACUUGAAAAAGAAUGGACACUUGUGGAAUAUCUAUUGAUUGAUGAAAUGAGUUUGGUUGGUUUGACUUUACUUGGAAAACUCAAUCGAAUUCUUUGUGCCGCUAAACAUGCCGAUCCACAAAUUCCAUUCGGUGAUUAUUUACAGUACCGGCCAGUAUACGAUGCUCCAUUACACACUGACUUUUCGCCGGAAAAUAAAAAGAAACCCAACUACGUGUUGCACGUUCUUUAA
Messenger RNA from Adineta ricciae, 1210 nucleotides. The record is from the annotation of a GenBank genome assembly. Lineage: Eukaryota; Metazoa; Rotifera; Eurotatoria; Adinetida; Adinetidae.